AUGAGGGAGUGUGACAGCGGCGUUCCGUGCGGAGUGCCUGGAAACUGGACACCAUGGUCAGUAUGGACGCCGUGUUCGGCUACAUGCGGAACUGGUGUUCGUGGCCGGUCUCGAACGUGUACAAAUCCCGAACCACAGUACGGUGGUCCGUUCUGUGAAGGUCCUGCGUAUGAUAAAGGUGAGUGUGAUACUGGAAUUCCGUGCCCUAUUCCAGGUAAUUGGUCCCCUUGGUCAGAUUUCGGAAAGUGCGACGUCAGCUGCGGCACUGGCUACCAAUUUCGAACCCGAUCGUGCACAAAUCCCCCUCCACAGUUUGGAGGGUCUGACUGCUUAGGCGAAAACAAGAAUGGUUUACAAUGCGAUACUGGUAUUAUGUGUCCAAUACCUGGCGGAUGGUCCCCGUGGACACCAUUUACUGCAUGUGACGCAUCUUGUGGCAUUGGGAUGAAGAUUCGCACCAGAAGCUGCACAGAUCCAGUUCCACAGUACGGCGGCUCCAUAUGUGCUGGGCCAGAUUCUGAAGCUGUAAAAUGCACUUCUGAAAAACAAUGUCCUCAGAAUGGUGCAUGGUCUAUAUGGUACGAAUGGACUCCGUGUCAAGCAAAAUGUGGGCUGGGACUGCGGAAACGCCACAGGGAAUGCAGCAAUCCUAAACCAAUGUAUGGCGGUAUGCAAUGCGAUGGGAUGAUUCUUGAGAUUUCCGAAUGUGAUUCUGGGAUUCAUUGCCCGAUACACGGUGGCUGGACAAGUUGGUACGCUCCUACACCGUGCUCGGCGUCUUGUGGUCUUGGGACGCAGACAAAAGUCCGUGAAUGUACAAAUCCUCCACCGCAAUACGACGGGUCGUUUUGUGUUGGCCCGGAUAAAGAUACAAUAAAGUGCGACACCGGUGUACCAUGUCCCAUACACGGUAACUGGUCUCCGUGGAGUGUGUUCGAACCGUGUAAUGUGAAGUGUGGCGUUGGAAUCCACACCAGGGUACGCCUCUGCAGCAACCCUAUGCCACAAUUCGGAGGUAUGAACUGUGAAGGUCCUAACAUCCAAGAAGCAAAAUGUGACACUAAAACUGUAUGUCCUAUACACGGUGGGUGGUCAAUGUGGUCGCCAUGGAGCAAGUGUAAGACUGGAUGUGGUAUUGGGCAGCAACUCAGAGUUCGCAGCUGUGACAAUCCAAAUCCUCUGUUCGGAGGAUUCGUGUGCCAGGGACCAGACUCUGAAGUAAAAGAUUGUGAUUCAAAAAUACAUUGCCCGAUACCCGGCGCUUGGACCGAAUGGUCGCCAUGGGACAACUGCACCGCCGUCUGUGGUUCAGGAAUGCAAAACCGGUUUCGUGAGUGCAGCGCCCCACUCCCUCAGUACGGAGGACCGGAUUGUACCGGACCGCCAAUAGAGAGCCGCGAAUGUGUCACUGGUAUUCCCUGUCCAGUGGACGGUUCCUGGUCUCUAUGGUCCUUGUGGACAACCUGCUCUGUGCAUUGUGGUAUGGGCGUUCGUAUGAGAGAGCGCUUUUGUGACUCACCCUCCCCGCAGUUCGACGGCCGCCUUUGUGAGGGAAUUUCUAUGGAAAAUGAUCAGUGCGAUACUGGAAUGUUUUGCCCUGUAUCUGGCGCGUGGUCUCAUUGGACGUCAUGGUCGGAUUGUUCGGCGGCUUGCGAUGUAGGCAGCCAGAUCCGGAAGCGCUUCUGUACCAACCCUACGCCGAUGUAUGGUGGCCUAGCCUGUGCUGGUCAGUCGGAGGAGACGCGACUGUGCGACACAGGCCUGUCGUGCCCGCUUCAUGGACACUGGGGCGAAUGGUCAGUCUGGACUCGCUGUUCUGUCGAGUGUGGUAUAGGUGUACAGAGCAGAGUGCGAGUAUGCGAUAAUCCUACUCCUAAGUUUGGAGGAGCUCCUUGUAAAGGAUUUGCCGAGGAGGUUAUUCAUUGUGAUACAAAUACACCCUGUCCAGUACAUGGUAACUGGUCUCCAUGGUCAAAUCACAACGAAUGCUCCGUGUCAUGUGGUAUGGGAUUCCAUAUCCGGCAAAGGAUAUGUUAUAAUCCGCCUCCGCAGUAUGGAGGACUACAAUGCGAGGGUCCAGCGGAAGAAAAAACGGGAUGCGACACUGGUCUGUUUUGUCCAGUGAAUGGUAACUGGGGACCAUGGUAUGGUGUGACUGAGUGCUUGGGUAAGUGUGGCUUAGGGGAAAUGGACCGCAGGCGAGAAUGCAACAAUCCCCAUCCUCAACAUGGCGGAUUACCUUGUAAAGGCCCUGAAUUUGAUGUCACUAAAUGCGAUACAAAAAUACCCUGUCCGGUGGACGGGCACUGGGGACCUUGGUCUUCGUAUAAACAAUGCAAUGCAAUGUGUGGUGUAGGCUUACAAGAACGUGUAAGGCAGUGCAAUGACCCACCGCCUCAGUUCGGAGGCAAGUCGUGUACGGGAGCAGACCAUGAAGCACUUGCAUGCGAUACAGGAAUAAUUUGCCAGAUAAAUGGAAACUGGGGGCAGUGGAGUGGGUGGGGACAGUGUUCUGUAAGUUGUGGAGUCGGUAUUCAGUCAAAGGAUCGACUAUGUGAUUCUCCCCCACCGCAAUUUGGCGGAUUUUAUUGCGAAGGGCCAUCUAUCGAGGAAAGAAAGUGCGAAUCCAGCGUAAUGUGUCUGCAGCCAGGUGGUUGGACAUCUUGGUCAUCUUGGACGGUAUGUUCGGCGACGUGUGGGCUGGGAAGUACGAACAGAUACAGGAAUUGUGAUAAACCUCCACCUCUCUAUGGCGGGCUUCUAUGCAUAGGUUUAGCUACUGAGAACAAGGAGUGUGACAGCGGAGCGCCAUGUCCGGUGCAUGGCAAUUGGGGCCACUGGUAUGGCUGGAGUGAGUGUUCGGUACAUUGUGGUAUAGGCUUCCGCGAGAGAAAACGGGUGUGUGACAAUCCGCUUCCGCAUUUUGGUGGUAUGCCUUGUAAAGGGAAAGUUACUGAAGUGGAGGGCUGUGAUACAUUGGUGCCUUGCCAGGUUGAUGGAGGCUGGACGCCUUGGUCUUCAUGGACUGGCUGCUCAGCGACCUGUGGUAUCGGAAUGCAAGACAGGUCCCGGAUAUGUGAGAACCCGAGACCUGCCUUUGGUGGGCUACCAUGCCAGGGACCAGCAGAUGAAAUUACGGAUUGCGACACGACACGACCUUGCCCAAUCAAUGGAGGUUGGAGCCCAUGGUCUACGUUUUCCAGUUGUUCUGUAAAUUGCGGAAUCGGCCACCGGAAACGCGUUCGUUUAUGCAACUCACCCCCACCACACUUUGGCGGCGAUUACUGUUAUGGGUCGGACUUAGAAAUUGUGGCCUGCGAUUCAGGUCACCACUGUCCCGUCGACGGAGGGUGGACAUUUUGGUCAGAAUGGUCGCGCUGCGAUGCUAAAUGUGGUAAAGGUAUAUCUGAAAGACUGCGGCGUUGCACAAAUCCAUCACCAAUGUACGAAGGUAAAUCAUGUAAUGGUGCUCAUCUAGAAAUUAUCGACUGCGAUUCCGGGAUUCCUUGCUCUAUGAACGGGAACUGGUCACCCUGGUCGGAAUGGGACAAGUGUUCAGCCGCUUGUGGCAUUGGCAAACAAAUCAGAUUUCGAACGUGCAGUAAUCCCAGGCCUUCUCUAGGUGGAAUGAUUUGCAUCGGUAUGCCCGAAGAAACCAGGGACUGCAACUCUGGAAAACCAUGUUCGCAGAACGGCAACUGGGCACAUUGGUCAGAUUGGUCUUUGUGUGACGCACACUGCGGCAAGGGCAAUCAGUUACGAUACAGGACGUGUACGAAUCCAAAACCAAUGUAUGGUGGACUGGUAUGUUUCGGGCACCCAGAGGAAAAGCGCACGUGUGAUUCCGGUGUCACGUGCGCGAUUCCUGGCGGCUGGAGCUUUUGGUCUGACUGGGACGUGUGCAGUGUAAGGUGUGGGCGCGGAUUCCAAGUCAGGGUCCGAACGUGCACAAAUCCCGUCCCGCAGUUCGGCGGGCCGCCGUGCGAAGGGUGGACGGAGGAAAAGCGAUCGUGUGAUGGAGGCCAAUACUGCGUCAUUGAUGGCGAAUGGGGAGAAUGGAUGCAAUGGGAGAGCUGCAACGUGAAAUGUGACGUCGGCAUCAGACGAAGGUUCCGCCAGUGUGACAGUCCCAGUCCCCAGAAUGGCGGAAAGCCGUGCUACGGAUACGAGGCGGAGGAGAACGACUGUAACACGGGCGUCUCCUGCGAGCAUAUCGGCAUGUGGUCGCUGUGGGGCGGCUGGGAUCACUGCUCCGUCUCCUGUGGUGACGGCGUCCAGGGAGAGAUGAAGAAAUGCGGGUGUGCACUACGUAUAUCCCGUGCCCGGUGCACGGUGGGUGGACUGUAUGGUCGCCGUACACAGUCUGCAUCGCCGACUGCUCCAAAGAGAGAUGCCUCGAACGUUUCCCUGUUUAUAGAAUGGUCCGCAUGGACAAAGUGGACUCAGUGUUCCGCGAAGUGCGGUGCUGGGGAGCAGGAGAGGUCACGUGUCUGCGUCGAAGGCGCCGUCGACCGGUCGACCACCGGAUGUGUCGGCGACUCGAGGGACAUCGUUUUAUGCAAGACACUUAGUUGCCCAACCUGGCCGCUGAAUUGCUCGACGGAGUGCAAGUGGGACAACGGCAUCGGCUACGUGGGGUACCCGGGCGAUUGCUCGAUGUUCGUGCAAUGUGACAGUCUGAAUGGCACGCCGCAGGUCCAGGACUGCUCCUGGGGAUUACUCUGGUCCAUGGACCUUCUGCAGUGCGUGUAUCCAGCUCAGUCGGAAUGCGAUGUGUGCGCGGGCGCUGUUGGUCAUUUCAAGCCGUACCAUAUCUCGUGUCGCGCCUACUGGGACUGCACCCACGUGGUUCCGGCCCCCAGGUGCUGCGCGUCACACGAACGCUUCAAUCCUUUCACCAACAGCUGCGAGGCGGACCCUAAAGGGAUCUGCCACGAUUCCUGCAACACACAGCAGACCGUGGUAUUGCCAUCUGUCUGCGAGUUCCGGGAGUCAACUCUGGGUGCGAACAUCUACGAGCAGGAGAUAUCCGGCGCCUGGUUACCGCGCCCGUGUGGAGACGGCACGAUCUUUUCACAGAAGGACUGCGGCUGUAUCUACUUCUAUGACGGUCUUCACGUUCGACCGAAAGAGUGCGUACCUGACCUGCAUCUUAACUUCGACUCCCUAAAGGCCGACCUUGAUCGCAACAUUGGUCUGCAUGUACAGAACGUCACGUAUCUCGGUGACGGCACGGCUUACUUUGACGGCAGCGCCGCCAUAAACGACAACAUAUUCGCAAACUCCGAGUGGGGCAAAGACGUGUACAUCUACAUCAGGUUCAAGCCCGAAGGCAAUGGACGAAACCAAGGCCUGGUCCACAAUUCCGGUUGCGGCCCUUCGGAUAUUGGCCCCUCUGUCUUUGUCGGAAUGGACCGCGAGCCGAGGGCUGACGGGCCGGACAAUAUUAACAUGAAGUUUGCUACAGUUCCGAGGAAGGGUGUCCUUGAGUACGAUUUUGUGAAUGUGACCGCGCCGGGCAAUGAAAUUAUUUCUGCUUGGUUCAAAUUUGGCAAGGGGCAUUUCGAGGCGGAGGUGAACGGUGUUACUGUACAGCUGAACAUACCAGGGGCCAAUGAAAUCGCCAGACGUCACGGCGCUAUAAAUAUUGGCGGCAACUUGUGUAACAUUGGCAACGAGGCUUUCGUUGGCUUCGUUGGUAUUUUAGAUGAGGUGAGAAUAUACAAGUGCAAACCCUCGGAUUUCAUCGAGCAUUUCAACCAGAAGCCCACUCAAAUUCCCCUGAUCCGAAAACACGGAUAGGUUAUAAGUAAGACAUUCACAUCGACAUCAUUACUGCGCAUGCGCAUCGUUGCCCACAUCUCCCUGCGCAAUUGUGUAUAUUAACAUGUGUGAUACCAGUAUAUAUUGUUUCAUAUUUCGUCUUUAUCUGUUAAUCUAUUACCUUGAUUUCAAGUAGCAUCCGUGUUAUUGAUAAUCAUAGUAAAUCAUACAAUAAAUGCUCUAAACAUAUGUUUGUUAAACUUAUAACAAUGAAAGGACAAAACAUUAUUAUGGUAUACUUGUUUUAGUGAAGAUAUAUUGCUUUUUUAAAUAUUUGAUAACUGUGUCGUUAAAAAGUUUGUCUGUACUGUCAACAUCUCUUGUGCAAAUUGAUGAAUUUUACCUUUUAAAUAACUGCACUCUUCCUUCACUGGAGUGUAUCAAUAUAGCCCUAUCUUGAUGUUGAUUAUUCUAUGGUAAAAUUUGGACACCUUAAUAAACACAUUAUAAAUUAAGACCUAAUGUCAAGAUAAUGACGUAUUUUCUGACAAUAUGUAACCGCUAGUACUGCUGG
Messenger RNA from Dreissena polymorpha, 6337 nucleotides. Its product is annotated as SCO-spondin-like. The record is from RefSeq and is a predicted model, not a curated record. Lineage: Eukaryota; Metazoa; Mollusca; Bivalvia; Myida; Dreissenidae. Gene Ontology annotation, molecular function: chitin binding. The coding region runs from base 1 to 5802 and encodes 1933 amino acids. The transcript is spliced from 13 exons. Gene Ontology annotation, cellular component: extracellular region.